Molecule: messenger RNA, 2175 nt
Organism: Penicillium antarcticum
Lineage: Eukaryota; Fungi; Ascomycota; Eurotiomycetes; Eurotiales; Aspergillaceae
Exons: 3
Coding region: 1-2175 (724 amino acids)
Molecular function (GO): protein dimerization activity
Source: RefSeq, a predicted model, not a curated record
AUGAAUGCACAUAUCAAGGCAGGCUCCUGUACUCGGAAGCCUGUCCAGAAGAUUGAUCAGAUGCUCAAACAAAUGCCGACUUUCCCACAAAACCCAUCCUUCUCCCAGGAGCGUCUAGCAAAAGCGAUACUAGACUUUAUCUCUACCGCUCACCUACCUUUCCGAAUCAUUGAGCAUACCCAAUUCAAGGAUCUAGUAGAGGUUAUCCAACAAGCCCCGAGCAAGGUCAAUAUCCCAUCUGCGCGAAGUAUGCGGCGUUAUCUCGACUCCACAGUCAAAAGCAGCCAAAAAGAGAUUCUUAGAAGGCUUCCAGAUAGGAGUCGCCUUUCAAUAGCCCUUGAUUGCUGGACGUCGCCAUUCCAGCAAGCAUUUAUGGCUGUCACAGGUUAUUUCCUUGAUCAAGAUUGGAAUUACUGUGAAGUUCUUCUUGGAUUUGAGCAUCUUCACGGAUCACAUACGGGUGAGAAUCUAAGUAAGACCGUGAUUCAGCUUCUGACUGAUCAUGAAAUCACCGACCGCGUAUUAUCCGUGACCACAGAUAAUGCAACUAAUAAUAACACCCUGAUGAUGAAUAUCCAAGAGACAAUUCAGUCACAAAGCCGAUCGGAUACGUUGAUCUUCCGAGUUCCAUGUAUUGCGCAUGUGAUCCAGUUAAGCUUGAAUGAGCUUCUUGGGAAGCUGAAAGUGACGCCACCGAAUAAAGAGAUUGAGCUGGAGUGGUCUGAUGAACGAACCCAUUCAUUUCAGACUAAACAAUCUAGCUCAACUAGACAAAUUGCGGAUACUCUAAAAAAGUCUAAGAUCCGAGGUCUUGCUGUGUUUAUUAAUGCAAGCCCACAACGCCGGGAGGCAUUUAUGGCCCUGCAAACUAAGGAGCCUCGUUUGAUCCCUAUCCAAGAUGUCCAAACCCGAUGGAACUCAACCUUUAUGAUGCUUAACCGUGCUAAAAGGCUACAACCAUUUUAUGAUCAGUAUUGUACACAUCAUCAAUAUCUCCACUUCAAACUUGAUCAAGAAGAGUGGCGACAGAUUGAAUAUCUUCUUCUUCUUACCAAGCCUUUCUUUGACUUCACUACUAUGCUAUCAAAGACUAGGGAUGUUACUACACAUAACAUCUAUAGUAUUUAUAACAAGCUUUUCUCUCACCUUGAUGAAGCUGAGAGAAAAUUGAAGAAUAAAGGGGUUAUCUGGAAGAAGAGUAUGCUCCAGGCUCUUCAGACUGCAAAGAAGAAGCUAUCAAAGUAUUACACUGCUACUGAUCAUGAAUCGUACGGUGAAAUAUAUGCACUUGCAACGAUCCUUUGCCCAUCAAAAAAGCUUCGAUAUUUUGCAUCAACAGACUGGCAAGGUGAAAUUGACUACGUCAAACACUACCAUGGAGUCCUUAACCGAGAGUUUCAUCGAUAUAAAGAUAUGCUUCAUCAUGAUUCAGAUACUAUGGUCGUGCAAGAUGCCACUGGAGAGGCCCGAGAUGACGACUAUUAUGAUCUUGAUACCGCUUGCGCUUCUCAGAACCAGCCACAGGAUAAGCUCUCAAAGCCUGAAGAUGAUGAGAUUGCGAGGUAUCUUGCCCGCGGGAUUGAGAGACAAAAGCCCCGAGCAUUCUGGAAAGAGCAUGAGAACGAGUUUCCUAUUCUUGCAAGAAUGGCACGGGAUAUUCUUUCUAUCCCAGCUAGUGGUGCAGGCGUUGAGCGAUUAUUCAAUUGCGCUCGCGAUAUCUGCCACUAUCGUCGUGGCCAAUUGAAACCAAGUACGAUCCGAGGAUUGAUGCUUCAUCAGCUCGCCACUAAAUUUGAAGUUGAGCAGAAGGAGUUUGAGGUUAUAAAGGAGCAUCUUUCCGCCGGAGAAGCUGUAUUGUUAGAUCAAGCUCGGAAACCAAUACCCCAGCUUGAAACUGUCGAGCCUAUUAGUGAUAAUGAAGAGGAGGAACAAGAGCUAGGCAUUGAGGAUACACAACGGAUAGAAAGCUACGAUGAGAACUCAGAAGACGGGGAGACUGAUAAUCGAAGUAAGCAACUACAGCUUAAACGAUCAAGGAAACGAUUAUCCGAGGCUUCCGAUGACGAUGACGAUGGCCUUCCAGAAAUGCUAAUAGAUGAGGGCAUACAAGGACGGUCGGGGCGGAUUCGGAAGCAACCAAGAUUACCUGAUGGAUUUCAGUUUGAUCUCAGAUAG